This is a messenger RNA of Triticum urartu, 1320 nucleotides long. Its product is annotated as protein MICROTUBULE BINDING PROTEIN 2C. Lineage: Eukaryota; Viridiplantae; Streptophyta; Magnoliopsida; Poales; Poaceae. The record is from RefSeq and is a predicted model, not a curated record. Gene Ontology annotation, biological process: plasmodesmata-mediated intercellular transport. Gene Ontology annotation, molecular function: microtubule binding.
CACCCCGCGGGUCCACGACCCAGGCAGGCAGGAGUGGUAGCACCGCACUAGCGCACUCCGUCGCAGAACCGGUCCACCACCGCCACCCCCGCAGUCCACUCCCAGCGCCGCCCGUCCCGCCGCCGCCGCCGCCGGGGAGGACCAGGAUGGCCGAGAAGCCGGCGGGCCCGGCCUCCAGGUCCAGGAUCCGGGGCGGGCUCGCCCCCUCCGCGCCCUCCUCCAGGAGGGUGGUCUCGAUGGCGUACACGGCGGCUCCGCAUCAGGCCAAGAAGGUUCCUGAGCCGAAGGUUGUGAAGCCAGCAAGAACCACGCCGGCCAAGAGGCGGCAGCAGCUGGAUCAGGCGCAGAAGCAGAGGGAAGAGCUCGCUGCGUUGCAGGAGCAGCUUGGUGGCUUGCAGGGAAAACUGCUUGAGAAAGACGAAGCUCUGAGGUCCGCAGAGAACUUGAUUGGCCGGAUCAGUGUUGCGAACGAAGAGGUGGAUGAAUUGAGAAGCCAGCUUAAUGAUAAGGAAUCGCUUGUUGAGUCUACUGGCUCCGAGUUGCAUGGUGCAAAGAUUAUGUUGGCAGAGAAGCAAGCAGCAUUGGAGAAGCUAGAAUGGGAGGCAAAGAUGUCAAGUACAAAAGUUGAAGAACUUGAAGUGGAUGUAGCCUCUAUGGAUGUUGAAAUCUCUGCUCUGAUGAAGGUAUUCAGGAAAAUAACAGAGAACAACCGAGCCUCUCAUCCCACGGAGAGAUCUGACGAUUCAUCGUUGGAAUGUGAACCAGUUCAGCUUGAUGAUACGGUAGGUGAUAUUGAUACGGAGAAGAUGGAGCAGGAAAUGUCAGCCUACGUCACGGCUCUAGCAGCCGCGAAAGACAAUCCUACGGAGGAGUUCCUGAAGGCAGUAACUGAGGCAAGGCUGAGACUCCAAGCGUUUGUACUCUAACUUGUCAGGAAAACAUUGACCCAUGCUCUGUGCCCACUGCCCAGAGCAGCUCUCGUGAUGCUCGGCAGAAACAGUUUCGCCACUGGGUGAUAUGAUGUGCACGCGAGUUGACAGUUGUCGCCACUGGGUCUUAUAUCGCAGAGGAUCCGUGUUUGUAUCCUCUCAUCUUGGAUCUGGGCCGAUGAUGCCUCUGAUCUUGUUGUUGUAAUGUUAUCAACUAUUUGUAGUAUGUGACUGGGUGGCAUCUUAGUAGAGAUGUCAACUUGUACAAUUUUAGUAAACAUCUGAUGGUUCAACUGUCUGGACGACCUAGAGAUUAUUGUUCUAAGUGGUCUGAACAUUUGCAAUCCGGAGUAUGUUCUCAAACUUUCAGGCUAUUGUUUGGUUUCAUGCA